AACACAUUUGGAUGAAAGGUUUCCGGCGUUAUCCACAUACCACUUCAAAAGUUCGGAGAUGCAUAUUAUUUUCCUGUGGCUCAGUUCAUCACCAAAGAUACUUUAUAGACACUCCUUUAUUUAAACAUUGGAAUAGCAGGCUCAAGUGUCAUGCGGCUGUGUCUCCUUUCCCUCCUUUUUAUCAUCAAAGUGUGUCGACUCAAUAUUGUAAGGCGAGACGUGUGCCCACCCCUGCCUCAGUGUGAGCUCACCAAGCCCUUGAAAAAGUUGGAUAGUUAUCAAGAAAACUACUCUGUACACUACCAGUGUGUGGAUGGCUAUGUGAGGAUGGCGGGGACCUCCAGUCGCAUCAAGUGCAAACGAAUUAAUCAGGUUCUUCAGUGGGAAGGCCCAACACUGAUAUGCAUUCCCGACCCAUCUAUUCCAACUACGAUAUUACCUUCAAUAACCCACAAGAGGACUCCAUCUCCCAUAGUGCACCUCUCAGUGCCAACAGAGAGAAUUAGCCCAAGACCAACCACUCCCAGUUCACUUUUAUCUCCAAUACUGCAGAACCAAGAGGUCAUUACUACUGUUACAGUGACAACCACCAUCAUCGAUGACCUUACAUUAGUGCCAGUGGAUAAGUCCAGUGCGGUGACCUCUGUCUCCACGAAGACUGUUUCUCCAUCAGAAAGUUACUGUGUCUCCAACAGAACCCCAGCCUCCAGUGAGGAUCCAGUUGGCGAUGGAAGCACUGGGAAGAGUUCUGCUACAGCCAUAUAUGCGGGUGUAGGUGGGGUGGUAGUAACCAUCUUGCUGGUUGCAGCGUUAGGAGUACUAAUGUUUUGGAGAAGGAAAUGGAUGCAGCGGCUUGAUCUGUCGCCAACACCAGACGAAAUAGUGCAAAUUAAUGUUGUGACAUGAGCCACACUCCUUAGUGCCCUGACUGACAACCAGCAGCCACUUAGAAAAGACAAAAGUGCAUCAGUCUGAUGGUGGGGGGACAAUGACCUUGGAUUGGACAAGAGGUGGACCAAAAAUGUAUGGCCCCGACCUCGUUGUCCUCGUGUGGAAAAUUAAAAUACCUAAAGCAUCACCCAAAUGGAUUAAUUUAAGACAUAUUGAUUAAUUUCAUUUAUUAAUUAAUAUCCGUAAACUAUUUUGAGGAUAGAUUCUAAAUUAAUAUGGAAGCAUAUUGGUUAUAUAAAAAAACAAUUAACUACAGUGCAUUCAGAAAGUAUGCAGACCCCUUGACUUUUUCCACAUUUUGUUACAGCCUUAUUAAAGAAAAUCAAAAAAUCAAAACAUAAUGACAAAGCAAAAACAGAUUUUUAGACAUUUUUGCAAAUGCAUUACCAAUAAAGAACUGAAAUAUCAAAUUUACAUAAGUAUUCAGACCCUUUACUCAGUACUUUAUUGAAGCACCUUUGGUGGCGAUUACAGCCUCGAGUCUUCUUGGGCAUGAUGCUACAAGCUUGGCACAACUGUAUUUGGGGAGUUUCUCCCAUUCUUCUCUGUAGAUCCUCUCAAGCUCUGUCAGGUUGGAUGGGGAGCGUCGUGACACAGCUAUUUUCAGGUCUCUCCAGGGAUGUUCGAUCGGGUUCAAGUCCGGGCUCUGGCUGGGUCCCUCAAGGGUAUUCAGAGACUUGUCCCGAAGCCACUCCUGCGUUGUCUUGGUUGUGCGCUUAGGGUCGUUGUCCUAUUAGAAGGUGAACCUUCGUCCCAGUCUGAGGUCCUAGGCGCUCUGGUGCAGGUUUUCAUCAAGGAUCUCUCUGUACUUUACAUCUUUCCCUCAAUCCUAACUAGUGUCCCAGCCCCUGCCACUGAAAAACAUCCCCACAGCAUGAUGCUGCCACCCCCAUGCUUCACAGUAGGAAUGGGAUUGGCCAGGUGAUGAGCGGUACCUGGUUUCCUCCAAAUGUGACGCUUGGCAUUCAGGCCAAAGAGUUCAAUCUUGGUUUCAUCAGACCAGGGAAUCUUGUUUCUCAUGGUCUGAGAGUCCUUUAGGUGCCUUUUGGCAAAUUCCAAGCAGGCUGUCAAGUGCCUAUACUGAGGAGUGGCUUCCGUCUGAUGACUCGACUAUAAAGGCCUGAUUGGUGGAGUGCUGCAGAGAUGGUUGUCCUGGAAGUUUCUCCCAUCUCCAUAGAGGAACUCUAGAGCUCUGUCAGAGUGACCAUCGGGUUCUUGGUCACCUCCCUGACCAAGGCCCUUCUCCUGAUUGCUCAGUUUGGCCGAGCGACCAGCUCUAGGAAGAGUCUUGGUGGUUCCAAACUUCUUCCAUUUAAGAAUGAUGAAGCCACUGUGUUCUUGGGGACCUUCAAUGCUGCAGACAUUUUUUGAUACCCUUCCCCAAAUCUGUGCCUCGACACAAUCCUGUCUCUGAGCUCUACGGACAAUUUCUUCGACCUCAUGGCUUGGUUUUUGCUCUGAUAUGCACUGUCAACUGUGUGACAUUAUAUAGGCAGGUGUGUUCCUUUUACAAUUAAUGUCCUAUCAAUUGAAUGUACCACAGGGGGACUCCAAUCAAGUUGUAGAAACAGCUCAAGGAUGAUCAAUUGAAACAGGAUGCACCUGAGCUCAAUUUCGAGUCUCAUAGCAAAGGGUCUGAAUACUUCUGUAAAUAAGGUAUUUUUGUUUUUUUAUACAUUUGCAAAAAUGUCUAAACCUGUUUUUCCUUUGUGUGUAGAUUGAUGAGUGGAACAAAUUUGUUUCAUCCAUUUUAGAAUAAGUCUGUAACCUAAAUCAAAAAAUGUGGAAUAAGUGAAGUGAAUCAUUUCCCGAAUGCACUGUAUAACUUGGGUUACUAUACAGAUCUAACAAUUGUUUUACUGUAUCCAUUACAAAGACCAUAGUAACCCAACUGUUGCUUUCUGUCCAUGAUUAUGGUGACAUCUAUCAAAACACAACCAAGACCUUACUUUGUGAAUUAAAUGUUAAAUGGAAUUUAACUUGUCACCCCCACUUGUCACGAACCGGCUCAAAGCCCGUAACAAAGGGAGACAACGUGGAGAUAAGGAGUAGCAAAAUAUGUAUUUAUUACCUAAAGCAACUAAGUAUAAUAUACAAUGGUGUGUGUAAUCAGUAAUCAGUAGUGUAAGUGAGUGUUUUGCAUGCAUGAAUGUGAUAAUGCAGGGUGAUGAAAGGUGCCAAAGCAAACAAACAAACGGCCACCAAGAACCACAACACAACCUACAAAGGGUGUCUGCAUGGAGAGAGUCUCCCCCAUGAAUGUGGAAGAGGUCUAUUUAUCCUGGGAGACACCUGGCCCAGGUGUUUCCCAUGUAGCUGAAGACCCUCCCAACUCCGCCCACCGGCAUCCUAAUAAGGAAACAAGAACAAAGACAGAAUACGGCAGACAAGAGUGGGAGGGUCGUCACAAAUGAUUAUUAUAAGACACAGCAUUGCACCUCGUAUUAAUCACUAAAUUGUCUGUCACUCCCAAACAGAAGACAUCUAUGUUGGUACCAAUUUAUUUUUAAAUGUUUUAACUUACAUUUCCUUGUUUAUACAUUACCAGCCAAAAAUGUUCACACCUACUCAUUCCAGGGUUUCUUUCUUUUUACUAUUUUCUACAUUGUAGAAUAAUAGUGAAGACAUCAAAACUAUGAAAUAACACAUGGAAUCAUGUAGUAACCAAAAUAGUGUUAAUCAAAUCAAAAUAUAUUUUAUAUUUGAGAUUCUGCAAAGUAGCUACCCUUUGCCUUGAUGACAGCUUUGCACUCUUGGCAUUCUCUCAACCAGCUUCAUGAAGUAGUCACCUGGAAUGCAUUUCAAUUAACAGGUGUGCCUUGUUAAGUUACUUUGUGGAAUUUAUUUCCUUCUUAAUCUGUUUAAGCCAAUCAGUUGUGUUGUGACAAGGUAGGGUUGUUUAACUGGCUGGAAUAAUUUACCUGUAGAAAUCAGGGCAUUAAAAUUACAGUGAAUUUAAGAAAGCACUUUUUCAAAUGUUAAGAACAAAGUGUUAAUAUACAAAUAUGGUCACAUGUUUUUUUAUUUAUUUGUAUUAUGUAAGUUGAAUGUUUUAUUAUUCGACAGUAGUUGCCAUAUUACAGUUGCUUUGUUUUUUAAUUUGGACACUUAAGAUUUGUAGUUACAUCCAUGUACGUGCAAAUGUGAGAAAAUCACAGUUUGUGCUAUAUUUGUGUACAGUGCUAAGAGGUUGAAAAUGUAAAAUUGGGAAGAUUGCACCUUUCCCUAAUAAACAUUUAGUGGUG
Molecule: messenger RNA, 4196 nt
Organism: Oncorhynchus nerka (sockeye salmon)
Lineage: Eukaryota; Metazoa; Chordata; Actinopteri; Salmoniformes; Salmonidae
Product: interleukin-15 receptor subunit alpha-like
Exons: 8
Coding region: 151-906 (251 amino acids)
Biological process (GO): interleukin-15-mediated signaling pathway
Molecular function (GO): interleukin-15 receptor activity
Source: RefSeq, a predicted model, not a curated record